This is a messenger RNA of Cynara cardunculus var. scolymus (artichoke), 1566 nucleotides long. Its product is annotated as cytochrome P450 CYP72A219-like. The coding region runs from base 43 to 1515 and encodes 490 amino acids. Gene Ontology annotation, molecular function: heme binding; iron ion binding; oxidoreductase activity, acting on paired donors, with incorporation or reduction of molecular oxygen. The transcript has 5 exons. NCBI's taxonomy places the organism in Eukaryota, Viridiplantae, Streptophyta, Magnoliopsida, Asterales, Asteraceae. The record is from RefSeq and is a predicted model, not a curated record.
GUUGUAGUCGCGGUGAUAGUGGUGUGGAGAUUUUUGAAUCUGAUGUGGUUCCGACCAAAGAAGAUGGAGAAAUUGCUAAGAGCUCAAGGGCUCAAUGGCAGUUCAUACACAUUCAUGUAUGGAGACCUGAAAGAGAUGGCUCAAAUGGCCAUCCAAGCGAGAUCUAAACCCAUCGCUCUCAAAGAUGAUAUCGUACCUCGAGUUUUGCCCUUCGUUCAUAAGUCCAUCGCUACUUACGGUAAGAUUUGCUUUACAUGGAUGGGGCGAAGACCUAUGGUGCAUAUAACCGAACCUACCAUGAUAAGAGAGGUCUUGGCUAAUCAUUACCAAUUUCGAAGGUUGAGAGGCGGAAAUCCGUUAAUAAAGAUGCUAACGAAAGGGUUAGUAGAUGUCGAAGCUGAUCAAUGGGUCAAACACAGAAAAAUCAUCAAUCCUGCGUUUCAUAUCGAAAAGCUUAAGCAUAUGGUACCCAUGUUUUACGUGAGUUGCAAUGAGAUGAUAAAGAAAUGGGAAAGUUUGCUAAUCGAAGAAAGUUCAUGUGAAGUCGAUGUGUGGCCCUAUCUGCAAACGAUGUCCAGUGACGUGAUUUCAUGUACAGCGUUCGGUAGUAGUUCCGAAGAAGGGAAAAAGAUUUUUGAACUUCAACACGAAAUGAUAGGGUUGAUUAUGAAGUCUGCAAGAUCGACUUACAUUCCAGGAUCAAUGUUUUUGCCAACAAAACGCAACAAGAGGAUGAAAGAGAUAGACCAAAAGGUGAAAGCUUCGAUAAGGAGUAUUAUCGAUAGACGGGUUGUUGCAAUGAAAGCAGGGGAAAGCAAUCACGACGACCUUUUGGGAAUUCUUUUAAAUUCCAAUUACAAAGAAACUAAAAAGGGCACGAAUAAAACCUCUGGGUUAAGCAUCGAUGAAAUUAUUGAAGAGUGCAAGCUUUUCUAUUUUACAGGACAAGAAACUACGAGAGAUUUGUUAGUUUGGACCAUGGUCUUAUUGGGUCAGUACACGGAUUGGCAAGCACGUGCUAGAGAUGAAGUUUUACAAGUCUUCGGGGAUAAAAAACCAAAUUUUGAGAGAUUAAGUGAUCUGAAAGUCGUUAACAUGAUUUUCAACGAAGUUCUUCGGCUAUUUCCGCCAGGACCCUACUUAGGACGAGUAGUGCAUAAAGAAACCAAAUUAGGAAACAUAAUGUUACCGGCCGGUACGUUUCUUCAAAUGAAUAUAAUCCUCUUACAUCAUGAUCGUGAUAUAUGGGGUGACGACGCGAAGGAGUUCAAUCCUGAGAGAUUUUCCGAAGGUGUGUUAAAGGUGACGAAAGGACAAGCAUGUUACCUCCCGUUUGGUGGUGGCCCACGUAUAUGUAUCGGACAAAAUUUUGCUAUGCUAGAAGCAAAAAUGGCCCUCGUUAUGAUUCUACAACGUUUCUGUUUUGAGAUCUCCCCGUCAUACUCACAUGCGCCACAUGUUGUCAUCACGCUUCAACCUCAGUUUGGUGCUCAAUUGAUUUUACGGAGACUUUAAAUGUUUUAUACGUAUGUAUGGUGGGACUUGUUUCAAUCAUAUGAUGCUACA